This is a messenger RNA of Phoenix dactylifera (date palm), 1506 nucleotides long. RefSeq names its product glycosyltransferase BC10-like. The record is from RefSeq and is a predicted model, not a curated record. Lineage: Eukaryota; Viridiplantae; Streptophyta; Magnoliopsida; Arecales; Arecaceae. Gene Ontology annotation, cellular component: membrane. Gene Ontology annotation, molecular function: glycosyltransferase activity.
CCACCUUUCGGCUCCCACCAAGCUCCGGCACCCUGCUCCCUCUAUGAAGUCUCCCUCGCUCUAGUGAUUCAAGCAAUAAGGGGAAGUCAUCCAUGAAGAACCAGCAGCCAAAACAAUCUGCACGUCCUUCCAUGCUCUCUCCUUCCAGCUCCCAACUCUUCCGAUGUCUCCCAAACUUCCUUGUCUUUGGCCUCGGCCUGGCCCUCGGGUGCAUCUCCAGCUUCUAUCUCAAAACCAUCCCCUUCCCUCUCCUAGCAUCCAAAAUCUCCUUCAUCUCUUCUCCUCCAUCUCCACCGCCGCCGCCGCCACCGUCGUUACAAUUGCCGCCACCAUCGCCGCAGCCAAUCCUAAAUCUGACCUUCAUGGCUAACGAGCGUGUGGGACUAAAGGGAUAUGUGGAGCCAGUCGAGGCCAUGCAUGACAUGACCGACGAGGAAUUGCUAUGGAGGGCGUCGAUGGUGCCGAGGAUAAAGAACCAUCCAUUCCACCGAGUUCCUAAGGUUGCUUUCUUGUUCCUCACUAGGGGACCGCUUGCCUUCUCUCCACUAUGGGAGAAGUUCUUCAAGGGACAUGAAAGAUUAUAUACAAUCUACGUGCACGCCGAUCCUUCCUUCAACGAGUCAGCACCGGAGGGCUCGGUGUUCCAUGGCCGGAGAGUACCUAGCAAGGUGGUGAAGUGGGGGCAAUUAAGCAUGAUGGAAGCUGAACGCCGCCUAUUAGCUAAUGCCCUACUAGACUUCUCAAACCAGCGCUUCAUCCUCCUUUCCGAAUCAUGCAUUCCUCUCUUCAACUUCUCCACCAUCUACUCCUACCUCAUUAACUCCACCAAAACCUAUGUCAGUUCCUUCGAUGACCGGGGGCCCAACGGUCGUGGUCGAUACAAUAUUAGAAUGAAACCACAAGUGAAGUUGCAGGAAUGGCGCAAAGGCUCUCAGUGGUUUGAGGUGGACCGGGACCUCGCAAUUGAGAUAAUUUCUGAUGAAAAAUAUUUCCCGGUCUUUAAGAAAUACUGCAAGCGCUCAUGCUACGUAGACGAACAUUAUCUGCCAACGUUUGUGAGCAUGAGAUUUUGGUGGAGAAAUUCAAACAGGAGCUUGACUCGGGUUGAUUGGUCAAAAGGAGGGCCACACCCAGCUAGGUUUGGAAGAUUGGAUGUGACUAUUGAGUUACUGGAGAGGAUGAGAAAUGGGAGUACAUGCAAAUAUAAUGGCAGGACUACUAACGUUUGCUUCUUAUUUGCUCGGAAGUUCUUACCAAACUCCUUGACUAGGUUGAUGAGAUUUGCUCCAAAAGUCAUGGGCUUUCAAACUUAGGAGAUCCGUCAAGGAUGAUUCUUUUUAAGGAAGAGUAGCUUGCACAGGGGAAGUUUUUUCUAACCACAUUUUUUGCAAUUGUUGUAAUGAAGAAACCUAAAUUAAGGUUGUUCUCAAAAGAUGGUGUUCUUUCUUCUUCUUUUUUUUGGUGAAUAAAGAUAGUGUUCUUAGAAAGCACCAGGUUUGUGAUUAA